Molecule: messenger RNA, 1180 nt
Organism: Mytilus trossulus (common blue mussel)
Lineage: Eukaryota; Metazoa; Mollusca; Bivalvia; Mytilida; Mytilidae
Exons: 2
Coding region: 89-1180 (363 amino acids)
Source: RefSeq, a predicted model, not a curated record
CCUUUACCGGUAUCGACAAUAUUUUUAGAAUACGACUGGGUUCCUUCACCCGAAUUUUUGUAAUGGAAUCAGUUUAUUAUUAAUAAAAAUGUCAAUAGACAGAAGAGGGCAACUUCGAGGUUCAUGUCAACUUUGUGACUGUGUCGAAUAUGAACUGCCAGUAGAAGGGCACAAUUGUUCAUAUUGCGGUGAUCAACCAGCAAGACAUCAACUUAUUGAACCAGAAAUUGAGACAGAAUCAAAUAAUAAUGCAGAGAAAUGUACAGAUUUAAAUGAGGUUCCUGCUUCUUCUAUAAAACCCAGAUGCAAGCCAUGGGAAAACACAGCUUUGGGCUGGAUAAAUUGCCCAACAAGGCCAUCAGGAAUUUAUUAUAAUUCGAUUCUUCCUGAAUUCUAUCAGAGCUUUUGGCCAUUUUAUCCAGACCCAAAGCAAUUCAAGAAGGCAUUUAUAAUGGAAAGAAGCCGUCAGUUGAACAUAAAUGACAAAAUUGCAUCUAUCAGUAAAAAAAUCAAGUAUAUUAUUAGUGAAAAUCCUGCCUGUGUUGGCAAAUUUAUGAUAUUAGGUGAUCAUUACACAUCAAAACCUGGAGAUAUAUCUAUCAUUAAAAACAACAGGGAUACCACUGAGAAUCUUAAAGUGCUUGUCGAGAUGAUUGAAUCAGAAGUCACAAACCAUGAUUCAAGUCUUUUCAUAAAUAGUGGCAGAAAAUUGAAAUCAGGUAGAGAUUGCCACCAUACCUUUAACAACUACAUAAAGAAGGAACUAGUAACUUUAAAGACACAAUUAAUGGAUUUAAACAAUAGUUUAGACAAAUAUGAAAAGAAAUAUCUAGCAAUUUGGGUGCAUAAAAAUAAGCCAUCAAGGAUCUCUGAUGCGAAAAGAAAAACAAAUAACAAAUUCAAAUCAGAAAAAAAGAGAAAGCAACAUAUGCUAAAUAAAGUUUUAAAUGUAUUCAUAUCACUUGGAGGGGAUGCAGAUGGGGAUUAUUAUAGUCCAACAUAUGGCAUUCCUCAAAUUACCAGCUUGGAAAUACCACUAGAAGAUUUAACACAUAGAUAUUUGACAGAUUGUUUAGAAUUAUUGGUCAAGGAUGGUUGCUUUGCCGAAUCAGCUUUAGAAGAUGUACAGUUGUUCUUGGCAAAGCAAAAAAGGGAAAAUUUUAACAGCACUAUGGCAUAA